CCUUCUUCUCCCCCUCCUCUACAAAAUAUUAUUCUAUUAACAAAAAGUAUUGGUUCAUUUUGACCUUCUUCCCCCACCAUAAACGCCAGCCAAAGAAAUAUUCUUCUAUAAUUAACGGACUCUCUCUUCACCAUCCAUUCUCUCUUUUUUCUCUUCUCAGAUUAUUCUCUAAAUAUAUCUCUUCUUUGUGCUCUUGAACUUUAUGUCUGGUUAUACACGCUUUCUUACAUCUCUACUAUCUCCCUCGUUUUCCCAUUCUUCACUUCAUCUUCAUAUAUACACGCGUAUGUCAUGUCUAUCUAUGUCUAUCUAUGAUAUAGCAUUUUAAAGCCUUGAGGCAUUUGGUGUUCGUUCUUGCUUGCUUCUUGAAUUGACUGCUAUAAUUAUGUAUGGAAAAACCGUAAAUGAUUCAGAAGGAGAAAUCAAGGUUAGUUUUGGCUAUCAAUGCAUCUGCAAGAACGAUGAUUCUCGUGACAAAUCAAACGGUAUAGACAUCCCAUCAGUAAUCAAACUCCGAAGAUCUAACAGUUCCUUCGCUCGUCUGUCCGGGGCUGCAAUAAGUGCCAAUGCUACAUUAGCCAAUACAAAUAUAUGCAACGGGUUGUUUGGGGCAGAAAUACUGCCGUCUUUGGAUUCUCCAAAUUCAUUCCGGAGGAUCCCAUCUUCACCAACGAUCUCAAAGCUCGAUUUUCUGUCAUCAUCUCUCCAGAGUAGCUUGUCAAACUUUAGUUGUAGUCCAUCCCUUACAACUGACACGCUGGAUUAUGAUUCCUUUUCAAUUAGGUCCACGAGUGCACCUUCACGAAGCGACAGCUUCCUGAAUACAGUGGAAGUACAAGUUGCAGGUGGUGCAGCUGGUGAAGAUAGAGUUCAAGCUGUUUGCUCUGAAGAGAAUGGUUGGGUCUUUUGUGCCAUCUAUGAUGGAUUCAAUGGUCGAGAUGCUGCUGAUUUUUUGGCUGGAACAUUGUACGAAACAAUUGGAUUUUACCUUAAUUUGUUAGACUGGGAACUAGAGCAGGAGUGCAUUAAAGCUUCUGACUGUAUCACCUAUGAUAAAUCCCUUAAUUGUAUUCUGAGAGAUGGUAAUUGCAUGUAUCGUACACCUAACUGUGUGAAAGUGGAUAGAUCUUGUGGUCUGUUUAAGCAGAGGGUUCUUAACAGCCUUGAACGGGCUCUUAGUAAAUCCGAGAAUGAUUUCCUACGCAUGGUGGAACAGGAAAUGGAGGACCGUCCCGAUUUAGUAUCUGUCGGAUCUUGUGUGUUACUUGUUUUACUCCAUGGGAAGGACUUGUAUGUGCUAAAUGUUGGUGAUAGUCGAGCUGUAUUGGCAACAUACGAUGAAGGCAUUGAUAUGAAUGGAAUAGAAGGGCUGCAAGCUGUCCAACUCACCGAUAGUCAUACUGUUGACAAUGACAGAGAGAGAAAACAACUUCUACAUGAUCAUCCAGACGACCCCUAUACAGUUGUUGCUGGAAAAGUAAAAGGAAAAUUAAAGGUUACCCGGGCUCUUGGAGUUGGUUAUUUGAAAAAGGUGUAUUGGGCAUUCAUCUUUUUGCAUUGGUCACCCUAUCAUCCAAGAAGGUCGUCUCUCUCUGCGAGAGACAAAAAACACACAGAAGUGGAGAUCUCCACUAAAAACUUGAACGAUGCUUUGAUGGGUAUCCUUAGAGUCCGUAAUCUCAUGAGUCCUCCAUAUGUAUCUGUGCAACCAUCUCUCUAUGUACAUGAAAUUUCAGAUUCUGAUUACUACGUUGUACUUGGGAGUGAUGGUUUGUUCGACUUCUUCAGCAAUGAUGAAGUUGUGAAACUUGUGCAUUCUUAUAUUCUGAGAACCCCUUCUGGCGAUCCAGCCAAGUUUCUAGUCGAGCAGCUUGUAGUAAGAGCAGCAGAUUCUGCAGGAUUCAGCAUGGAGCAGCUGAUGAGCGUUCCUGCUGGUCGGAGACGGAAAUAUCAUGACGAUGUUACAGUGAUUGUGAUAGUUCUGGGCACGAACAAGCGCACCUCAAAGGCUUCAACAUGUUUAUGAAUCUCAGCUUCAAAUUCCGCCCUCUGCAACUUUCGUUUGCUGGCUGUUGUCUAGAAAAUCUACAGAUUAGGGAUCAUUACAUAAUUGGAUCACCUCACUAUAUAUUAUUUUCAUGGAACGUGUUCUCUAUGUAUCUGUAAACACUAGUGAGCCUUUAUAUGAAAUGCAAAAAUUAGUUAUAACGUUCAAGGAAUUUCAUUUGAUGCAAAUUGGUAU
Olea europaea var. sylvestris is the source of this 2242-nucleotide messenger RNA. RefSeq names its product probable protein phosphatase 2C 40. The transcript has 5 exons. The record is from RefSeq and is a predicted model, not a curated record. Lineage: Eukaryota; Viridiplantae; Streptophyta; Magnoliopsida; Lamiales; Oleaceae. Gene Ontology annotation, molecular function: protein serine/threonine phosphatase activity. Gene Ontology annotation, biological process: protein dephosphorylation. The coding region runs from base 386 to 2026 and encodes 546 amino acids.